CUCCCCGCCGCCGUCGGGCCGCAACCGAGGGGAUGGAGCCGGACCCUCCAACUCCAAUGGCGGCGGGCGCCGGGCUGCGGUGACGUCAGCGCCGAGAACGCGCGGGGCACGCCGGGAAGGGGCAUGCGCGGGCGGCGGGGCCGAGCGCGGCCUUCGGGGUUUCCGCUCCUUCUCCCGCUCAUCUCCUCCGUCUCCUCCCCUCACUGCGGCCAUGUAGGAGCUCCUUGGCCCGCAGGCUCACCCAAGGCGCUGAGCGGGGCUGGUCUCCCCUCACAGCCGACCCUCAGGCGUUGCGGAUCCGGCCCCUGCGCCAGUAGGAGCUGCAGCGCGGAUCCUCUGGUCCCCGCCAGCCUGGCUGAAGCUGCGCUCGCCGUGGUUUCUUAUCCGAACGAGGACAUGGGGGACAUGACGCCGGCGGAGGAGCUGGAGCCUGGGGCUGCGUCCUGCCAGCUGUUUGACCCCAGCAUGAGGAGCGAGGCGAGAAGGCUGAGGACUUUUUGGCAAUGGCCACACACCGCCCCUGUGUCUGCUCGAGAUUUAGCCAAGGCUGGCUUCUUCUUCGUGGGUCCGAGAGAUCAAGUGCAGUGUUUCUGCUGUGGUGGUGUCCUGAUGGACUGGGGACCCGGCGACUGCCCGGUAGCAGAGCACCUGAAGUUCUUCUCGUCUUGUAAAUUCAUUCGUGGUGAGGAUGCUGGGAACCAAGAGAUGUUUCCUCUCCAGGAAAUCUUUGACACUGUGGAUGGGCAGUUCCUCAGUCUUCUGCAGGGGAUAGAUAGUGAGGAGGCAGCCCCACAAAACCCCGAGAUGGUGACAGAGGAGAUGAGACUAUCAACGUUUCGGAAUUGGCCCCAAUAUAGUGACAUGCACCCGGAGCAACUGGCUAGAGCAGGGUUCUUUUAUACAGGACAAGGUGAUGUAGUGAAGUGUUUUUACUGUGAUGGAGCUGUGAGGAACUGGUCGUUCAGAGAUGAUCCUUGGAGGGAACAUGCCAAAUGGUAUCCAGAGUGUGAAUUUUUAUUGCGAUCAAGGGGGAGAGAAUUUGUUAGCAGUGUUCAGGAGGCCUUUUCUAGCACCCUGAUAUCUCCAAGAGAUUCCUGGGAUCAGAUUGAACAAGAUUCUUCUGCUCUCCAAGAUCCUUGGAGGGACUGGGUAUUGCAUGAUCUCAUAAUGCAGAAUGUCCUGCAGAUGGGCUUUGACCCCAUGUGGGUGGCUAAUCUGAUGCAGAAUAAGUGUGCGCUGACGGGGACUGCCUACCUGUCUGUGCCUGAGCUGAUCUCUGAUCUGCUCCAGUCAGACUGGGAGGAGAGCAGCAGAGCCGAGGAACGCAGAGGUGCUGUUCAGAGAGAGACUGAAACAUCAAGUUCAACAGAAGAAAUGCGAUCUGUGCAGCAAAAGGAAUCAGAUGAGUCUUGGAUGAGUACAGAAGAACAGCUCCGCCUGCAAGAGGAAAGGAUGUGCAAAGUGUGCAUGGACAGAGACGUGUCUGUUGUGUUUGUUCCUUGUGGCCACCUGGUAACUUGUGGAGAAUGUGCCUCCAAUUUGAGGUUGUGUCCCAUCUGCAGAGCUGUCAUCCGGGAAAGCGUGAGGACUUUUAUGUCCUGAACCGUGAUGAGCCUAAAGGGAAAGAUAAGUCUAUACAACUCAUUCAUAACACUGCAGAGAAAGAAAAUAAGUAAAUAGUUAAUUGAUGCUGGAGCAAUCUUAUUUGCAGGGUAGCUUGGCAUAAGUGUAAAAAUUUACUAAAUGUGCCUCCUUUGCAUGGUGUUUCUAGUAAGAGCUGCUGGUUUGCUGUACUCUUGCUGAUCUUGCUUAGGACCGCUCCAGAAAAACCUCUGCUAGUUUCUUUUGUCCUCCAAAAAGAAGCUUUUGUUGACAGAUUCUCCUCCAAAUUCUUGCAUUCUACGAUGAAUCCCUGCUCUGUGUUGAAAUCAAGGGCUGUUUUCAGUAGGCUGUCUCUGGUUCUUUUUCUCUCAUUUAACAGUUGUUUAGAGAUUAUUCUGCUGGGGUUGAUGACUCCCUUCAGUAAGUCUGAGUUAAAAUGGGAGCACUUCUAUACAAAAUGCAUUCUGUUCAGACUAGAAUACUCAGCAGCAAUGUAUCAUGGGGGAGGGAAAAUCUGGUUUCUUCUGAGCUCUUUGCUGUCUCCCCCACCCCCUUUUGAAUUGUCAACAAUUGACAGAAUGUUUCAGUAAUGCUCAAAUCCACGUAACUAAGUGAAAAGCCUGCCUGUUGUAGACUCUGUGACCUUUAUUCUCAGCUGCCCGCCUCAGGUGGAACACGAAGGGCUCUUUGGUCAGGCGAUGAUCUCAAGGAAUCUUCUUGCAGAGCCUCUUCCCUGGCUGUUGGGUACUAUAAGAAUAUAACUAAGGAAAUUUAACUUUUAGGACUUUAGUGUGCUGGCUAAACUGAUGAUUCUUAUUUUAAAUAUCAUAUCACGUAGCCAAAAAGAGAAAAUUUUGUUAAUUCUAUAGCUUCUGAGCUGCAGGGGAAAGGGAAUAUGCGUGUUUUUAAAAUUAACUGUUGUUUUUAAUUGAAUAAAGAUCUUUCUUUUGUUCAUUUUA
Messenger RNA from Columba livia (rock pigeon), 2561 nucleotides. It is a transcript of the gene BIRC7, whose product is annotated as baculoviral IAP repeat containing 7. NCBI's taxonomy places the organism in Eukaryota, Metazoa, Chordata, Aves, Columbiformes, Columbidae. The transcript is spliced from 8 exons. Gene Ontology annotation, cellular component: nucleus; cytoplasm. Gene Ontology annotation, biological process: negative regulation of apoptotic process; positive regulation of protein ubiquitination; regulation of cell cycle. Gene Ontology annotation, molecular function: ubiquitin protein ligase activity; cysteine-type endopeptidase inhibitor activity involved in apoptotic process. The record is from RefSeq and is a predicted model, not a curated record. The coding region runs from base 124 to 1602 and encodes 492 amino acids.